AUGGGUAAUGUAGGCCAUGAUGACCUUCAGAGUGACUCAGAUCUCGAACGAGGCUAUGAACCGGACCUUGAGCAGGGCGAGUUUGACGAUACAAGCGAGGAUGAUUCAGACAUUGGCAAUAUGAAUCCUUCACCCAUGAGUCAUGACCAGCACAACCCGGUAACGCAGUCGCAGCUGGUACAAAAUCGGAAUCUGGCUCGUCUUAAGAAGAAAGGUAUCAAACGACAGGCAAUAGUGAGUAUUACAGUUGGUCCGACUAGUGCAGCAAUAGCACUUGCACUUAUAAUAUAUGUUGUGGGAAGAGCGCGUGGUAGUUGGUCUUAG
Aspergillus chevalieri is the source of this 324-nucleotide messenger RNA. RefSeq lists its product as uncharacterized. NCBI's taxonomy places the organism in Eukaryota, Fungi, Ascomycota, Eurotiomycetes, Eurotiales, Aspergillaceae. The transcript has 2 exons. Bases 1 to 324 code for a protein of 107 amino acids. The record is from RefSeq and is a predicted model, not a curated record.